Messenger RNA from Mandrillus leucophaeus (drill), 1080 nucleotides. RefSeq names its product putative protein CLUHP3. Lineage: Eukaryota; Metazoa; Chordata; Mammalia; Primates; Cercopithecidae. The record is from RefSeq and is a predicted model, not a curated record. The coding region runs from base 291 to 758 and encodes 155 amino acids. The transcript has 6 exons.
GUUCUGGGCUGGCUUUUUCCUCUCCCAGGUGCGCUUCCCUGCUUGAUCUGUGUUUCUGCUCUUUCUCCUUCAUUCCGCAGCCUCCUUUGCCCUGUGACCUGCAGGUACUGGAAGGUCCCUAGAGAGGAUACCGGGACGCUCCUGAAGCCGCGAGAUGGAUGGGCCUUCCAUGAUACUGAAGGGAGAGCCACAUGUUAAUGCCCGGGAGACAGCUGUCUCCUUGGUCUGAAAGGCCUGAUCGAGGCCAGGAUUGGCUAUGAGAGCUGGGAAAUGGGAGCUCCUUUGAAGUCAUGGGAGAGGAGCCACCAUCACUCAUGUUCUUGAAUGGGAACUGCCUGGAAAGCCUGAAGAAGGAGGAGCCUGAAGGAGGAAGGAGGAGGCUGCGCCAUCCCGGGAACAUGGGCUGGAUGAGGCCAAGCCAGGAGAUGACACCACUGAAUAGAAGUCACUAUUCAGGAUUUGGGCUUUUCUGUGGAGAUCCUGGCCCCGAGAUCGAACCCUUCUCCCUGCAGGUGUCCCCGCAGGAGAUGGUGCUGGAGAUCCACCGGGUGUUCAUGGACCAUGAAUACCCAUGUCCCCGCCUCACUUCUCACUGCACCCGGGUGGCAGCACGCUGGACCACCUCUCAGAGCUGCGCAGCAUGGCGGGGCCGCAGGCGGGCUUGGUGCUCCACAUGGUGGAAGAGCCCUGCACAGUGCACGAGGCCUGAGGUGACGAGUGCCACAUCUGAGACUGCUCAGGAGCCUGGAUCCAGCUGAUGCAGCUCCUUGUCCUUCCUGAGCGUCUUCACUGACAGUGGCCUGGGAGAUGGCAGGAGCAGAAAGGCUUGGAGAUGGACCCCACCGACUGCACACCACCCAAGCACAUCCUGCUCGGAAACCUGGAACAGCCACCGUGUGCCCUGCAGCCCCAGAAUGGUGACUAAAAGGUGGGACUCCAGGGAGGAACAAGGAAGAGGGUCCCCGGGCGGGUGGAGGGCCACACACCAGGAGGCCUGGCCCAUUCACGCUUGGCCAUUCCUGCAGCCCCUGAAAGUGCUCGCCUUGAGCGGCUGGCACCUGUCCCCUGGGAACUGCAAGA